UCUUAUUAUAUUGAAGUUAGUUCUUCAUCUCGUUCGCUUACUUGCCUGAAACUCCAACUUUUAUCACUUGAAAUGCAUAAGCUUAUCGGCUGGAAAGCAAAAGCAAAAUAGCCGGCUAAAAGUGGCUUAGGUCACUGCCGGGCUUUUAAUACUCCAAUGCAAAGAAAGGAGUUUGAGUGUUUUCAAAAAGAAUUACCAAACAGGCCUUACUUUUACAUUAGUGUUAAGGUCUUGCAACGAUUUUCGUUUCUUAAAAGGUUAAGAAAAAAUUGAAGAUGCUCCACAGGGGCCAAAGUCGUAAUACUACGAAAAUCCCGUGGUCAAUAUAAAUUUGCAAAAGCGACCCUCCGUUUUCAGGUCAUUAGGCUCUCAUAGCUCAGAAUAGAAAUCAAAAUCAAAUAAGUUAAUAGAGGGAGAGAGAGAGAGUUUUAAAGAGGGAGGCAUUGAAGUGCUCACAUCAAAUGAAGCACGGAGAUGGCUCUAAUGGCUUCUAGGACGAAGGCAUCUAGGGUUCUAAAUUGUCUCAUAGAGAAAACAGCUUGUCUCAGAACUGGGCCUUGUGCCAAUGGCUUUUCUCGGAGGAUUCUGGACGACCCAUUUGGGGGAAUAGGCCAUUUUCGCUGUUAUUCUUCUUCUGCGGCCGUGGCUUCGAACGAGUCCAGACUGGGUUUGGGUGGGUUUGAGGUUUUGGGACUGAAAGAUUACGAGGAGUAUAGAAAAGCUCUGUACGGAGAGAUAACUCACAAGGCUCUCUUGGUUGAUGCCGUCGGUACUCUUCUUGUUCCCUCACAGCCCAUGGCUCAGAUCUAUAGAAAGAUUGGUGAGAAAUAUGGGGUGGAGUAUUCGGAAACCGAGAUAUUAAACAGAUACAGAAGGGCUUAUGCACAGCCCUGGGGUAGAUCUCGACUCAGAUAUGUGAAUGAUGGAAGACCCUUCUGGCAAUACAUAGUCAGCUUUUCCACUGGCUGUUCAGAUACUCAGUACUUUGAGGAACUUUACCACUACUAUACUACUGAAGAGGCUUGGCACCUCUGUGAUCCUGAGGCAGAGAGAGUAUUCAUGUCUCUUAGAAAAGCGGGUGUAAAAUUGGCUGUUGUAUCAAACUUUGAUACUCGAUUAAGACCCGUUCUGCAGGCAUUGAAUUGCAAUCACUGGUUUGAUGCUGUGGCAGUGUCAGCUGAAGUUGAAGCAGAGAAGCCAAAUCCUACAAUAUUUCUAAAAGCUUGUGAGUUGUUGGGAGUAAAACCAGAGGAGGUUGUUCAUGUAGGAGAUGACCGGAGGAAUGAUAUAUGGGGUGCCAGAGAUGCAGGAUGUGAUGCUUGGCUCUGGGGAAGUGAUGUCUACUCCUUCAAGGAGGUUGCUCAAAGGAUAGGGGUCCAGGUCUGAUUGAAGAAGACCCUCUUGAAGGCAGGAGGACUGGGGAAUGUUUUCAUUCCGUAGCUUGGUUGCAGAAGGCUUGUAUAUAAUCUGACCCUGUUUUGGUAUUGGUUUCUGUAAGCUAAUUGUAUGCUAGCUGUGAUCGAUGUAAUUUGUCCUUAUGAUUGUAGAGCUAUUUAGACAACUGGCUUGGAUGUGAUUAAAAAUAAAAAUAAAAAAACUCCAAGGAGAUGUGUAUAAAGGGGGCGAUUUUCACAA
Vitis vinifera (wine grape) is the source of this 1635-nucleotide messenger RNA. RefSeq lists its product as uncharacterized. NCBI's taxonomy places the organism in Eukaryota, Viridiplantae, Streptophyta, Magnoliopsida, Vitales, Vitaceae. The coding region runs from base 475 to 1386 and encodes 303 amino acids. The record is from RefSeq and is a predicted model, not a curated record. The transcript is spliced from 6 exons.